Molecule: messenger RNA, 8902 nt
Organism: Budorcas taxicolor (takin)
Lineage: Eukaryota; Metazoa; Chordata; Mammalia; Artiodactyla; Bovidae
Gene: IGF2R
Product: insulin like growth factor 2 receptor
Exons: 48
Coding region: 1-7491 (2496 amino acids)
Biological process (GO): lysosomal transport
Cellular component (GO): trans-Golgi network; plasma membrane; late endosome
Molecular function (GO): D-mannose binding; insulin-like growth factor binding; signaling receptor activity
Source: RefSeq, a predicted model, not a curated record
AUGGAGGCGGCCGCCGGCCGGAGCUCGCACCUGGGGCCCGCGCCCGCCGGGCGCCCGCCGCGGUGCCCGCUCCUACUGCAGCUGCAGCUGCUGCUGCUGCUGCUGCCGCCGGGCUGGCUUCCCGGGGCCGCGGGCACCCAGGGCGCCGAGUUCCCAGAGCUGUGCAGUUAUACAUGGGAAGCAGUGGAUACCAAAAAUAACAUGCUUUAUAAAAUCAACAUCUGUGGAAAUAUGGGUAUUGCCCAGUGUGGACCAUCAAGUGCUGUUUGUAUGCAUGACUUGAAGACAGACAGCUUUCAUUCUGUGGGUGACUCUCUUUUGAAAACCGCAAGCAGAUCUCUUCUGGAAUUCAACACAACAGUGAACUGUAAGCAGCAGAAUCACAAAAUUCAGAGUAGCAUCACCUUCUUAUGUGGGAAAACCUUGGGAACUCCCGAGUUUGUAACUGCAACAGAUUGUGUGCAUUACUUCGAGUGGAGGACUACUGCAGCCUGCAAGAAGGAUAUAUUUAAAGCAAAUAAAGAGGUGCCGUGUUACGCUUUCGACAGAGGGCUCAAGAAGCAUGAUUUAAACCCACUGAUCAAGACCAGCGGUGCUUACUUGGUGGACGACUCUGACCCGGAUACAUCUCUGUUCAUCAAUGUCUGCAGGGAUAUAGAUGCGCUCCGGGCCUCGAGUCCGAGAGUGCGUGUGUGUCCCCCCGGCGCAGCCGCCUGCCUGGUGAGAGGGGACCGCGCGUUCGACGUGGGCCGGCCCCAGGAGGGGCUGAAGCUUGUGAGCAAUGACAGGCUCGUCCUGAGUUACGUGAAGGAAGGGGCCGGCCAGCCAGACUUCUGUGACGGCCAUAGCCCGGCGGUGACCAUCACGUUCGUGUGCCCGUCGGAGCGCAGAGAGGGCACCAUUCCCAAGCUCACGGCGAAAUCUAACUGCCGCUUUGAGAUCGAGUGGGUCACCGAGUACGCCUGCCACAGGGAUUACCUGGAAAGCCAGAGCUGCUCCCUGAGCAGCGCGCAGCAUGACGUGGCGGUCGACCUCCAGCCGCUGAGCCGGGUGGGAGACUCCUUGUUCUACACUUCGGAGGCGGACGAGUAUACAUAUUAUUUGAGCGUCUGCGGAGGAAGCCAAGUGCCCAUCUGUAAUAAGAAAGAUGCUGCGGUGUGCCAAGUGAAAAAGGCAGAUUCCACUCAAGUCAAAGUGGCCGGGAGACCCCAGAACCUGACCCUCCGGUACUCGGACGGAGACCUCACCUUGAUCUAUUUCGGGGGUGAGGAGUGCAGCUCCGGCUUCCAGCGGAUGAGUGUCAUCAACUUCGAGUGCAAUCAGACAGCAGGUAACAACGGCAGAGGGGCUCCUGUGUUCACCGGGGAGGUGGACUGCACCUACUUCUUCACGUGGGACACGAAGUACGCCUGCGUGCACGAGAAGGAGGCCCUGCUGUGCAGCGUCUCCGACGGGAAACAGCGCUUCGACCUGUCGGCGCUGGCCCGGCACUCAGAACUGGAACAAAAUUGGGAAGCUGUGGAUGGCAGUCAGAGGGAAGCGGAAAAGAAGCACUUCUUCAUCAACAUCUGCCACAGGGUCCUGCAGACGGGCCAGGCACGGGGCUGCCCCGAAGACGCCGCCGUGUGUGCUGUGGAUAAGAAUGGAAGUAAAAAUCUGGGCAGAUUUAUUUCGUCUCCCACCAGAGAGAAAGGAAAUAUUCAGCUCUCUUACUCAGAUGGUGAUGAGUGCGGUGGUGGCCAGAAGAUAAUGACAAAUAUAACGCUCAUGUGCAAACCAGGUGACUUAGAAAGUGCCCCGGUGCUGACAACCUCCAGUGCUGAUGGCUGCUUCUACGAGUUUGCGUGGCGCACGGCCGCGGCCUGUGUGCUCUCCAGGACCGAGGGGGACAACUGCACGGUCUUUGACUCCCAGGCAGGGUUUUCUUUUGACUUGACACCUCUCACAAAGAAGAAGGACUCCUACAGGGUCGAGACGGACAAGUACGAGUUCCACAUCAACGUGUGCGGCCCGCUGUCCGUGGGUGCCUGCCCGCCGGACUCGGGGGCCUGUCAGGUGUCCAGAAGUGAUAGGAAGUCUUGGAACUUGGGACGCAGCAACGCUAAGCUUUCAUACUACGACGGGAUGAUCCAGCUGACCUACAGGGACGGCACACCCUACAAUAACGAGAAGCGCACACCGAGAGCCACGCUCAUCACCUUUCUCUGUGACCGAGACGCCGGAGUGGGUUUCCCUGAAUAUCAGGAGGAAGAUAACUCUACAUACAACUUCCGGUGGUACACCAGUUACGCCUGCCCGGAGGAGCCGCUGGAGUGCGUUGUGACCGACCCCGUCACACUGGACCAGUACGACCUCUCCAGGCUAGCGAAAUCCGAGGGCGGUCCCGGGGGAAACUGGUACUCGCUGGACCACGGCGGGGCACGCAACACGUGGCGGAAGUACUACAUCAACGUGUGUCGCCCUUUGAGCCCGGUGCCAGGCUGUGACCGCUACGCGUCUGCCUGUCAGAUGAAGUACCAGGGCGAGCAGGGCUCGUUCUCUGAGACCGUCUCCAUCAGCAACCUGGGGGUGGCGAAGACGGGCCCCGUGGUGGAGGACAGCGGCAGCCUGCUCCUGGAGUACGUCAACGGCUCCGCCUGCACCACCAGCGACCAGAGGCGCACCACCUACACCACCAGGAUCCACCUCGUCUGCUCCAUUGGCAGCCUGCAUACCCAUCCCAUAUUUUCUCUCAACUGGGAGUGCGUGGUCAGCUUCCUGUGGAACACGGCAGCAGCCUGUCCUAUCCGAGUCACCACGGACACAGACCAGGCCUGCUCCAUCAGGGACCCCAACAGCGGGUACGUGUUUGAUCUGAACCCACUGAACAAGUCCCAAGGAUACGUGGUCUUGGGCAUCGGGAAGAUGUUUCUGUUCAACGUGUGCGGAGCAAUGCCCGCCUGCGGCACCCUGGAUGAGAAGCCAGCUUCCGGCUGCGAGGCAGAAGCCCAGACGGACGACCUGAAGACCCUGAAGCCGGGCAGGCUGGUGGGCCUGGAGAAGAGCCUGCAGCUGUCCACCGAGGGCUUUAUAACCCUGAACUACACCGGGCUUCCUUCCCACCCCAACGGGAGGGCUGAUGCUUUCAUCAUCCGCUUCGUCUGCAAUGACGACGUUUACCCAGGGACGCCCAAGUUCCUGCACCAGGACAUCGACUCCAGCCUGGGGAUCCGGGACACUUUCUUUGAGUUUGAAACCGCGCUGGCCUGUGUACCUUCUCCAGUAGAUUGCCAAGUCACAGACCCCGCCGGGAACGAGUACGAUCUGAGCGGCCUGAGCAAAGCCAGGAAGCCGUGGACUGCGGUUGACACGUUCGACGAGGGGAAGAAGAGGACCUUCUACCUGAGCGUGUGCACGCCUCUCCCGUACAUUCCCGGCUGCCACGGCACCGCCGUGGGGUCCUGCCUGGUGACGGAAGAAAACAACUGGAACCUGGGCGUCGUGCAGAUCAGCCCUCAGGUGGGCGCCAAUGGGUCCCUGACCCUCGUCUACGUCAACGGGGACAAGUGCAAGAACCAGCGUUUCUCCACCAGGAUAAACCUCGAAUGUGCCCACACGACGGGCUCCCCGACCUUUCAGCUCCAGAAUGACUGCGAGUAUGUGUUUCUCUGGAGAACCGUGGAAGCCUGUCCCGUCGUGCGCGCGGAAGGAGACUACUGCGAGGUGAGAGACCCGAGGCACGGCAACCUGUAUAACCUGAUCCCUCUUGGUCUGAACGACACCGUCGUGCGGACCGGUGAAUACAUCUAUUACUUCCGGGUCUGCGGAGAGCUUUCCUCUGGCAUCUGCCCAACCAGUGACAAGUCCAAGGUCAUCUCAUCAUGCCAGGAAAAGCGGGGACCUCAGGGAUUUCAAAAAGUGGCAGGUCUGUUUACUCAGAAGCUGACCUACGAGAACGGGGUGUUGAAGAUGAACUACACUGGGGGCGACACCUGCCACAAGGUGUACCAGCGCUCCACCACCAUCUUUUUCUACUGUGACCGCAGCACGCAGACGCCCGUGUUUCUCCAGGAGACUUCCGAUUGCUCCUACUUGUUCGAGUGGCGCACGCAGUACGCCUGCCCGCCCUUCGACCUGAUCGAGUGUUCGUUCAAAAACGAGGAUGGGAACACCUAUGACCUCUCGUCCCUGUCGAGGUACAGCGACAACUGGGAGGCCGUCACGGGCACGGGGUCCACCGAGCACUAUCUCAUCAACGUGUGCAAGUCUCUGUCCCCGCAGGCUGGCUCGGAUCCAUGCCCUCCGGAGGCAGCUGUGUGUCUGCUGGGCGGCCCCAAGCCUGUGAACCUGGGCAGGGUGCGGGACAGUCCUCAGUGGAGCCAGGGCUUGACCCUCCUGAAGUACGUAGACGGCGACUUGUGUCCAGACCAGAUUCGGAAGAAGUCAACCACCAUCCGCUUCACGUGCAGUGAGAGCCACGUGAACUCCAGGCCCAUGUUCAUCAGCGCGGUGGAGGACUGCGAGUACACCUUCUCCUGGCCCACGGCCGCCGCCUGCCCGGUGAAGAGCAACGUGCACGACGACUGCCAGGUCACCAACCCUGCCACGGGACACCUGUUUGACCUGAACUCUCUGAGCGGCCGGGCCGGCUUCACCGCCGCCUACAGCGAGAAGGGGCUAGUCUUCCUCAGUGUGUGCGGGGACAACGAGAACUGCGCCUCUGGCGUGGGGGCCUGCUUCGGGCAGACCAGGAUCAGCGUGGGCAAGGCGAGCAAGAGGCUGACCUACGUGGACCAGGUCUUGCAACUGGUGUACGAGAACGGCUCCCCCUGCCCCUCCAAGACCGGCCUGAGCUACAAGAGCGUCAUCAGCUUCGUGUGCAGGCCCGAGGCCGGGCCCACCAACAGGCCCAUGCUGAUCUCCCUGGACAAGCGCACGUGCACGCUUUUCUUCUCCUGGCACACGCCCCUGGCCUGCGAGCAGACGACCGAGUGCUCCGUGAGGAACGGCAGCUCCCUCAUCGACCUGUCCCCACUCAUCCACCGCACCGCGGGUUACGAAGCGUACGAUGAGAGUGAGGACGACCGCUCAGACACCAGCCCUGACUUCUACAUCAACAUCUGCCAGCCUCUCAACCCCAUGCACGGGGUGCCCUGCCCCGCCGGCACCGCUGUGUGCAAGGUUCCUGUGGACGGCCCCCCGAUAGAUAUUGGCCGAGUGGCAGGACCUCCGAUCCUCAACCCCAUAGCCAACGAAGUUUACUUGAACUUUGAAAGCAGCACCCCUUGCUUGGCGGACCGGCAUUUCAACUACACCUCACUGAUCACGUUUCACUGUAAGCGGGGCGUGAGCAUGGGGACGCCAAAACUGCUGAGGACCAGCGUCUGUGACUUCGUGUUCGAGUGGGAGACCCCGCUGGUCUGUCCCGACGAAGUGAAGAUGGAGGGCUGCUCCCUCACGGACGAGCAGCUGUACUACAGCUUCAACCUGUCCAGCCUCUCCAAGAACACCUUCAAGGUGACCCGAGGCCUGCACACCUACAGUGUGGGGGUGUGCACCGCGGCUGCAGGCCUGGACGAAGGAGGCUGCAAGGAUGGCGCUGUCUGCCUGCUGUCUGGGAGCAAGGGGGCAUCUUUCGGGCGGCUGGCGUCCAUGAAGCUGGACUACAGGCAUCAGGACGAAGCCGUCAUUCUGAGUUAUGCCAACGGAGACACUUGCCCUCCGGAAACUGAGGACGGCGACCCGUGUGUGUUCCCCUUCGUGUUCAAUGGGAAGAGCUACGAGGAGUGUGUCGUGGAGAGCAGGGCCAGGCUCUGGUGCGCGACCACCGCCAACUACGACAGAGACCACGAGUGGGGCUUCUGCAAGCACUCCACCAGCCACCGGACAUCCACCAUCAUCUUCAAGUGCGACGAGGAUGCCGACGUGGGGCGGCCCCAGGUCUUCAGCGAGGUGCGUGGGUGCGAGGUGACCUUCGAGUGGAAGACGAAGGUGGUCUGCCCCCCAAAGAAGAUGGAGUGCAAGUUCGUCCAUAAGCACCGGACCUACGACCUGCGGCUGCUCUCGUCCCUCACCGGCUCCUGGUCCUUCGUCCAUGACGGAGCCUCGUACUACAUCAACCUGUGUCAGAAAAUACACAAGGGACCCCAGGACUGCUCGGAGAGAGCCAGCGUGUGCAAAAGGAGUGCCUCUGGCGAGGUGCAGGUCCUUGGGCUCGUUCACACGCAGAAGCUGGAUGUUGUAGAUGACAGAGUCAUCGUAACUUACUCUAAAGGCCACCAUUGUGGGGACAAUAAGACGGCGUCUGCUGUCAUUGAGCUGACCUGUGCCAAGACAGUGGGGCGGCCUUCGUUCACGAGGUUCGACAUCGACAGCUGCACCUACCACUUCAGCUGGGACUCGCGAGCGGCCUGUGCCGUGAAGCCUCAGGAGGUGCAGAUGGUGAACGGGACCAUCAUCAAUCCCGCCAACGGCCGGAGCUUCAGCCUCGGGGAUAUUUACUUCAAACGAUUCAGCGCCUCCGGGGACAUGAGGACCAACGGGGACAAGUAUGUGUACGAGAUCCAGCUCUCAUCCAUCACGGGCUCCAGCAACCCCGCCUGCUCCGGGGCCAACAUCUGUCAGAGGAAGGCCAACGACCAGCACUUCAGUCGCAAAGUCGGAACCUCCAACCAAACCAGAUACUACGUCCAAGAUGGCGACCUGGAUGUGGUAUUUGCCUCGUCCUCCAAGUGUGGAAAAGAUAAGACAAAGUCUGUGUCCUCCACCAUCUUCUUCCACUGUGACCCCCUGGUGAAGGAUGGGAUCCCCGAGUUCAGCCAUGAGACCGCCGACUGCCAGUACCUCUUCUCCUGGCACACCUCUGCGGUGUGCCCGCUGGGGGCGGGCUUCGACGAGGAGAUUGCGGGGGACGACACCCAGGAGCACAAGGGGCUCUCGGAGCGCAGCCAGGCGGUCGGGGCGGUGCUCAGCCUGCUGCUGGUGGCGCUCACUGGCUGCCUGCUCACCCUGCUGCUGUACAAGAAGGAGCGCCGGGAGAUGGUAAUGAGCAGGCUUACCAACUGCUGCCGCCGGAGCGCGAACGUGUCAUACAAGUACUCGAAGGUGAACAAGGAGGAGGAGGCGGACGAGAACGAGACCGAGUGGCUGAUGGAGGAGGUCCAGCCGCCGGCGCCACGGCCCGGGAAGGAGAGCCAGGAGAACGGGCAUGUGGCCGCCAAGUCGGUGAGAGCCGCCGACGCGCUCAGCGCCCUGCACGGCGACGAGCAGGACAGCGAGGACGAGGUCCUGACGCUGCCCGAGGUGAAGGUGCGCCCGCCGGGCCGGGCACCCGGCGCCGAAGGUGGCCCCCCGCUGCGGCCGCUGCCGCGCAAGGCACCCCUGCCGCCUCGGGCGGAUGACCGGGUGGGGCUGGUGCGCGGGGAGCCGGCGCGCCGGGGGCGGCCCCGCGCGGCGGCCACGCCCAUCAGCGCCUUCCACGACGACAGCGACGAGGACCUCCUGCACGUCUAGGCUCACGCGCGCCGCUUCCGACCAAAUCCGACGGGACUCCGUGAUGCUUCUGUCCUUGGCCUUUAACGAAAACUGUCCAAAAAAGGGAAGAGUGUUGGUGGUGGGGGAGGAGGGGGGCGCCCCUCUCCGUGGGCGCGGGGGUCGUGGAGGCGCGGCCGCUGAUGGCGGCGCACGCCCCGGGUUUGUCCCCAGCCCUCGCCUUGAGCGUGGCCACCGUGCGCUUCUUAAAGGCGCUGCGGCCGGACACGUCUUGGGACCGAGGGCUGCGUUUGAGGAAGACCCUUGCUGCUUUAGGCCUUGUAGGGUAUUUGAUCAUUAUAUUUUAGCAUUUAAUUCUCUCCUCCUAUUUAUUGACUUUUGACAAUUACUCAGGUUUGCGAAAAAGGAAAAAAAAAAAAAAAAACACCACCAACAGUUUUUUCCUGCCGGCAGGGGGUAAGCUUUCCUGUCCAUCCUUUAAGCAGGGGGAGGCUGUGGGCGCGCUCAGACGCUUUGAACUGGUCCACGAUGUAUCCUCUCAGUUAGACUCCACCGCUCUGUCUCUUUUCCCUUUUGCUUCUGUGGCGUCAGGGCACACGGGUGUGUGCGUGCGCACACGCGUGGGUCCGCAGUUGCCUGGGCUAUGGAGGGGGGGGCCGCCCGCUCUCUGCCUCUCGAGUCAGUAACAGCUGCAGCCUUUCUUUUUUUUUGCAUGAUGUCUUCGAUCCCAGGUGCACAGAGCACACUUAUCAGUAUUUCUCUCGCCAGCUGGUGAAGUCAAACAACCCACCCAAAGAUCGAUGUGUGUGUGUGUGUGUGUGUGUGUGUGUGUGUGCGCGCACGCGCACGCAUGUGCCUAUGUGCUCACAUGUGUGUCCGAGAGAAUGGAGUUGAGAUGUCAGACUUUUUUCCAGACUUGGGGUGUAGGUCUCACCUCUUCAGGUUCUCAUGAUACCACCUUUACUGUGCUUAUUUUUUUAAGAAAAAAAAAGUGUGUAUCGACCAUUCGACCUAUAAGAAGCCUUAAUUUGCACAGUGCGUAACUCAUGGAAGUUGCAUGAAAGCCAGUGGGCCAGGCUCUCGCCCCCAGCCUUGCACUUGGAUUCCCGCCCCGGCACGGCCAAGACCGGCCGCCCGGUCCGCAGGACGGGAGCGGGGACCGCAUCCUUCCCCGGCUGUUGGCGCCUUUCUCUGAAGUGUUUAACGAAUGACUUUUCUGGCAUUUAUAGAGCUGUAUAUAGACUCAGUGGUAUUCAUAUCCUGGAAAGCCAACCAACCCGCAGGGUUCCUGGGUUUGUACUCUCGUUUGGCUAGCUUAUUUGAUUUCAACAUGAGUGUAUUUUUAAAAAUUGAUUUCUUUCCUCAUUUUUUUUCAAUCAAAUUUACUGUAAUAUAAAGUAUUCAACGAUUUGAAUAAAAGAUAAAUUAUUAA